GUGGCAGAGAGAAAGUCAACGUAUUGACAUACUGGCCAUACAACGCAUUGCGUUUAGUUGUUUGGUGCUCUUAAAGUAGGUUUCGUUAUACUUCAACAAAAUGUCUUUGGCAUAUUACUAUGAUUUUAUGUCCCAGCCAUCGAGGGCUUUGUAUAUAAUACUAAAAAUGAGUGGAGUACAAUUUGAGGAUUGUCCGGUGGCAUUAAGAAAUGGUGAACAUUUGACCGAAGAAUUUAAAACCAAUAUAAAUCGUUUCCAGAAAGUGCCAUGUAUAAUCGAUGAUGGCUUUAAAUUAGCAGAGAGUAUAGCUGUAUUGAGAUAUUUAAGUGCCAAGGGUAAAAUACCCGAAUACCUAUAUCCCAAAUAUUUUGUGGAACAGGCUCGAGUUGAUGAAUUCCUAGAAUGGCAACACAUAACAUUGCGCAUCACAUGUGCUUUAUAUUUCCGUACCAUAUGGCUGGAACCCUUGUUAUCGGGGAAAAGGCCAUCACCAGAAAAGGUGGAAACAUUAAAGGCUCACAUGGAAUUGAAUCUGGACAUUGUGGAAAAUGUAUGGUUGGAGAGUACAGACUUUUUGUGCGGCAAUCAAAUGACAGUGGCAGAUAUUUUUGCGGCCUGUGAGAUUGAGCAGACACGUAUGGCCGAUUAUGAUGUUCGCAUUAAACAUCCCAAAAUCCGUGCAUGGUUGAAACGUGUGCGUGCCGCUUGUAAUCCCCACUAUGAUCAUGCCCAUCAGUAUGUGUAUAAAAUCAGUGGCACCGCACCGAAUUCAAAACUUUAAAGGAGUGGUAUAAAUGUUUGUUUGUUGUGAUGAUCCCUGAGCCAGUUGUAGGGAUAAUCCACUUAGGUAUACCAUUUUAAACGCUGGAAACAUUUUUCCAAAUGUUAUUACAUGUAGCUUAUAAAUGAUUUGUUUUACGUUGUUGGUUGAAUUCGUCUGAUAUGAGUGAUUUUGUUCGGUUUUUGUUUAAUUUAAUUUUAUUACUUCAUAAGUAAAUAAAAACAAAAGACACUAGACUGUAUGUUGUCUGUGCACGACAUUUUAUGUUAAAAUCUUAAA
Stomoxys calcitrans (stable fly) is the source of this 1060-nucleotide messenger RNA. Its product is annotated as glutathione S-transferase theta-1. Gene Ontology annotation, molecular function: glutathione transferase activity. Gene Ontology annotation, biological process: glutathione metabolic process. The coding region runs from base 101 to 781 and encodes 226 amino acids. The record is from RefSeq and is a predicted model, not a curated record. The transcript has 5 exons. NCBI's taxonomy places the organism in Eukaryota, Metazoa, Arthropoda, Insecta, Diptera, Muscidae. Gene Ontology annotation, cellular component: cytoplasm.